Molecule: messenger RNA, 2806 nt
Organism: Anolis sagrei ordinatus
Lineage: Eukaryota; Metazoa; Chordata; Lepidosauria; Squamata; Anolidae
Source: RefSeq, a predicted model, not a curated record
CCCUCCAUCCAUCCCUUGCUGUUUUUUUUCCAAGCUCUGAUGUCACAAGUUUUGUUUGGUUUCUUUCUUUUUUUCCCCUUCAAGCAAAAGGUUGUAAAACUUGUUUGAACACCAGGAAGGCAGGAGCGGAACCUUUGGAAGCUGACAUUGCAAGCGAAGGCAGCGGGAGAAGAACACAGGGACCAUGUGCUGCUGAGCAAUGGUGCUUCGGAACACAGAAGCCAUGGGAGUCCUGAGCCAGUCGGAGCUGUGCCCUUCGCCAGCCGCCUUGGAAAAGGAUCACCUCGAGGAGGCCCAGAUCCUAGAAAAGGAGACAUCUCCAACCCAGAGCAGUACAGAAGGCGACUCCCUUUCUUCAGAAAAUGGAUCCAGUCCCAGAGGCAGCUCUGGCAACUGUACAGAUGAUGAAGCCAGUAGCACUGAGAGUGCCAAGAAUGGGAAUGGGAGUCCAUGUGCAGCAAGGAAUGGGGGCCACUUGAAAGGGGAAGGUGCAACUGAGCAGUGUGGUCAGAACAAGAUUGUGGCUCUGGAAAAUCGGAUCAAGGACCUGCAUCACCGGAAGAAGGAGCUCAAUAUUGAGAUGGACCUGGAAGAUGCUUUGGUGGAAGGAGAACUGAACGAUGAGAAGCAAGAGCUGAGAUGGGAAGAGGAACGGCUACUGGAGUUGCAGAGGCGACUUGCUGAGACUGAACACAGGUGCCACGCCGAGCGGGAAAAGGAGAAGACGCGGCUGCAACAGGAGCGUCGCAAGGUAGAAGAGUUGCAACGGCAACACGCUGAAUCGCAGAUUCACCUUGACAGCCAACCCGAAUCAAUGCGGGAGCGGAUGCAGAGCCAGCUGCAGGAGACAUCUGAAAUGCUGGAAGGAGCCCUGAGAUGCUACGAAGACCUAGAAUUCCAACAGCUCGAGAGAGAGAGCCGGUUGGAAGAGGAGAAGGAGGCCGCCUGCCAAGCACUGGCUGAAGAAAUCACUCAGUUACAGAACAGCAUCAAUAAGAGGAAGAGAAUGGUGCAGAGGCUGGAGGGCCAGGCCCGCUUGACGCAGGAGCAGAUGGUGGAUGAGUGCCAACGAUUUGCACAGGAGACGGGAGAGGCUGUAAGGAAUCUCAAUGCGGAAAAAAAUCGCCUAAUGAACAUGGGCCAAGGGCAUUUGAAGGAGCGUGAUGAAGACUCCCCAGAAGAGAGGCAGGGUGUUACUCAGCUCACUUUCACCCAAAAGACGGAUCGGAAACUCAUUGUCUUGGGCUCGGACCAAUCUGAUUCAUCUUCCUGUGUCUUCUCCGUCCACAGUUCUGUCAAGGUCUGUCUUGACCUGUUGGUCUGUCUUGAUUGUCAGUGUCUCUGUCUCUUCCUUGUACAUGUGUGGAUGUUAUCCUCCUGUUCUACAGCCGUAUUGUUCAUCAAGAGGAGACAAAUCUGCAAGAUGAUCUGCUCCUUUUCAAGAAGGCACAGAUUGAAGGCCAGUGACAAAUCCGGCAAUACCGGAGCACCUACCUUGAAGGCGGGGUCCUUCUUAUCCCCUAAGGGCCUAAUUCACUUCCAGAUAAUUUUUCAGACCGGAUUCCAGUCUGUGAGUCUUGCUUGUGUCUCUCUGUGUGCUCAGGAGGUUAAGAAAGCAGCCAAGGAGGCAAAACCCAUGGAGCGGCCCCCAUCAAUUAAGAUUCCCCGUCCGGUGGAGAUCCGAGAGCCCAAACAAAUUGCAUUUGACUUGCGAAAACACCUGGAGGCAUCAGGACACAGCGUGGACACCUGUCCGCAUGUACGGGUGACCAGCAAGUCUUGCAAAGGGUAUCUGGUCAAGAUGGGAGGUAGAAUCAAGACCUGGAAGAAACGCUGGUUCACCUUUGAUCGGCAGAAACGUGUCUUGGCAUACUACGUAGAUAAAGAAGAAACCAAGCUUAAGGGCGUGAUUUACUUCCAGGCCAUUGAAGAGGUUUACUAUGACCAUCUCCGCAGUGCAUUCAAGAGCCCCAGCCCCAAAAUGACCUUCUGCGUCAAGACCUAUGACCGCCUCUUCUGUAUGGUGGCACCCACCUCGGAGGCGAUGCGCAUUUGGAUGGACGCUAUUGUUACAGCAGCAGAAGAGAAUGUUCGCUACUGAUGAGCAUGUCAUGCUGUAGACUCUACCAUUCAUGCUCAACUAUGAACCUAGUGCUUCUCCCCACGGAGCAUCCAUUGCUAAACUAUAUCUUGGCAGCAUGAUAGACAACGGGAGAGGCUUGACUAUGUUUCUGUUUGGUCAGAAUGCUGUUUGGCCCACCAAUAUUUGCACAGACAGGGUGGGAUUCUAAGUAAGAAGUGGGGUCUGUCCAUAUAUAGAAUUGUUGGCAGUGGCUGCUCAUAACAGUUGCCAAAGUCUUCACAUCCGAGAAGACCAACGUGUUGGCAGAUGGAACAUCGAUGGUGUGUUUUCCAGCUACUUUUGUAAAGUAUGAUUUCAGUUCCAAGGAAUCUGAACCAGAAGUUGUGUUUCUUGGACAGCAUCUUUGAGAGCAAGCAAUGCAUCCUAGGAAAAGGGAGAAAGUUCUGUGAAUUUUAACUCCUUUAAAUCAUCCAGGGUUUGAUUGUUGGAUUACGACUCUGAAAGACUGUUGUUUGAACCAUAGCCAUGGAAACCCACUGGGUGACUUUGGGCAAAUCAUAUUAUCUCGGCCUCAAAAUAAAGCAAUGGCCAACCUGCUUUGCCAAUAAAUCUUGCUAUGAAAACUUUAGGAGAGGAUCACCAUGAAUGGGAGUUGACUUGAAGGCACGGAAGAAUAAAGUGGAACUUAACCUAGAUAAAUGAAGCUUGGUCUUCCUGUCAGGA